This is a messenger RNA of Polyodon spathula (Mississippi paddlefish), 2128 nucleotides long. Its product is annotated as cAMP-dependent protein kinase type II-alpha regulatory subunit-like. The transcript has 9 exons. Gene Ontology annotation, biological process: regulation of protein phosphorylation. NCBI's taxonomy places the organism in Eukaryota, Metazoa, Chordata, Actinopteri, Acipenseriformes, Polyodontidae. Gene Ontology annotation, cellular component: cAMP-dependent protein kinase complex. Bases 219 to 1349 code for a protein of 376 amino acids. The record is from RefSeq and is a predicted model, not a curated record. Gene Ontology annotation, molecular function: cAMP-dependent protein kinase regulator activity.
AGCUCCCCGCCCCGGCUCCCCUCUGAUCGUACCCUGUGUGGGCUCCAGCAGAGCUCUGUCGUGCUCAGUUUGAAAUAGACACUUUCUUUUUUAUUUCGUUUGUAUUGCUGUUGUCAGUACUAUUGGUAGUAGUUUUUUUAAACUCUAGUUUCUGCGGGUGAAUUCGUGUUAUUAAUAUCCGUCGUUAGUAUUGUAAUAGCGAAUAUCAAGGCGGCGGAAUGAGUAUCGAAGUCCCGCCCGGGCUGACGGAGCUCUUGCAGGGCUACACGGUGGAGGUGUUGCGGCAGAGGCCUCCGGACCUGGUCGAGUUCGCGAUCCAGUAUUUCACCCGGAUCAGGGAGACCCGCAACCAGGACGGGACCGGGCCCGGCGGCGUGAAGCCGCUCCUCAAGGAGGUGAAGAUUUCCGAAGCCGAGCCCAUGCAGACCGAGUCGACCGGGGACGAUGACGAGGAGGACGAUUCCGAUUUCGAACCUCCGGUCAUCAACAGGUUCAGCAGGAGAGUCUCAGUGUGUGCGGAGGCCUUUAACCCCGAUGAGGAGGAGGAGGAUACUGAACCCCGAGUCGUGCACCCCAAAACAGACGAGCAGCGCUGUCGGCUGCAGGAGGCCUGCCUGGACAUCCUGCUCUUCAAAAGCCUCGACCCAGAGCAGAUGUCUCAGGUUCUUGAUGCCAUGUUUGAGCACAGGGUCCAGCCGCAGGAGCACGUCAUCGACCAGGGUGACGAUGGAGACAACUUCUACGUGAUCGAGAGGGGCGUGUAUGAUAUCUUGGUGCUGAAGGGUGAGCAGAGUGUAUGCGUAGGGCAGUACAAUAAUAGGGGCAGCUUCGGAGAACUAGCGCUCAUGUACAACACACCGCGCGCUGCAACUAUCGUAGCGACCACAGAGGGGGCGCUGUGGGGCCUGGACCGUGUGACGUUCCGACGGCUCGUCCUCAAGAACAACGCCAAGAAGAGGAAGACCUACGAGACCUUCGUCGAGUCUGUGCCCCUGCUCAAAUCACUGGAGUUGCAAGAGAGGAUGAAGAUUGUGGAUGUGAUUGGUGUGAAGAACUACCAGGACGGGGAGCGCAUCAUCACUCAGACGAAGGCAGACCACCAGGACAAUGCGGAGGUAGAGAUUGCUCGCUGCUCGCAUGGACAGUAUUUCGGGGAGCUGGCCCUCGUCACCAACAAGCCCAGAGCCGCCUCUGCCUACGCUGUGGGGGACGUCAAGUGCUUGAUAAUGGAUGUCCAGGCGUUCGAGCGGCUGCUGGGCUCCUGCAAGGAGAUCAUGAAGAGGAACAUCUCGCACUAUGAGGAGCAGCUGGUGGCGCUGUUCGGAUCCAGCAUGGACCUGCGGGACUAGAGCCCCGAGUCCACAUCGCUGCCACCACCACCGUUGCUGCUGCUGCCUGUGCCUUCACUACCCACAGAGACGAGAGACAUCUUACCAAACCAGAGACCCUGACCACAGACCUCAUGCCAAACUAUAGAAAGAGACCCUGUACCCUGACCCAGAGACCACGUCCAACUGUAGAGAGACUGACACAUCUUACCAAACCAGAGACCCUGACCACAGACCUCAUGCCAAACUAUAGAAAGAGACCCUGUACCCUGACCCAGAGACCACGUCCAACUGUAGAGAGACUGACACAUCUUACCAAACCAGAGACCCUGACCACAGACCUCAUGCCAAACUAUAGAAAGAGACCCUGUACCCUGACCCAGAGACCACGUCCAACUGUAGAGAGACUGACACAUCUUACCAAACCAGAGACCCUGACCACAGACCUCAUGCCAAACUAUAGAAAGAGACCCUGUACCCUGACCCAGAGACCACGUCCAACUGUAGAGAGACUGACACAUCUUACCAAACCAGAGAAGUUCUGACCCAUAGACAGCGAGACAUCUUACCAGACCAGAGAUGAACAGAGACAUCUUACCAGACUAGAGAGGAACAGAAAGAGACAGCAGCUUCCUGGUACCCUGGCCAGACUGUAGAGGAAUGUGGAGUUCUGUUUUUAAUGUGCUUGAAGUGGUACUGCACGCUUCCCUUGAGUCAGAGUGGGGCUGGCAUCCCCUUUAACAUCGGGGGAGGGCAGAAGAUAAACAUUUCCUUUCAUUUUAAGGAGAAUUCUUUUUUUU